AUGCCUCUUACACGAACUCACCGACACACUGCCCCUCGUCGCUCCAUCUUCAGCACUCGCCGACGUGCCCCAGCCCGUUCCAACCGUCACACCGUCACCACCACAACCACCACUACUAAGCCCCGUCGAGGAAUGUUCGGCGGCGGUUCUACUGCGCGACGCACACACGGCGGUGCCCCUGUUCACCACCACCAGCGCCGACCUUCUAUGAAGGACAAGGUCAGCGGUGCUCUCCUCAAGCUCAAGGGCAGCUUGACUCGCCGUCCUGGCGUCAAGGCUGCUGGCACUCGACGCAUGCAUGGCACUGAUGGCCGUGGUGCUCGCCAUCACCGCUACUAA
Molecule: messenger RNA, 339 nt
Organism: Fusarium pseudograminearum CS3096
Lineage: Eukaryota; Fungi; Ascomycota; Sordariomycetes; Hypocreales; Nectriaceae
Exons: 2
Coding region: 1-339 (112 amino acids)
Source: RefSeq, a predicted model, not a curated record